AUGAAGAGGGCUAUUGCGCAUGUGAUGUGGGGCAUGAUAGGGGCCUCCAUUCUGCUGAUGGCGCUGGUUACCAUCAAGAGUUAUGUCAUGUACGCCACGCACUCGACCAGGGGGACUGGACCUUACCACACCCGCGCACAGUCUACCAACCAAACGGUGCUGCUGGUCAUGGCCAUUGUAUCGACCGCAGCGACGGCGGCUGUGGUGUAUUUGGUCAUCCGAUUGCGACGCAAACUGGACAAGGCCAUUGUUGUGAUUCAGGAGGCCAGCAG
Messenger RNA from Sphaeroforma arctica JP610, 272 nucleotides. RefSeq lists its product as hypothetical. The transcript is spliced from 2 exons. The record is from RefSeq and is a predicted model, not a curated record. Lineage: Eukaryota; Ichthyosporea; Ichthyophonida. The annotation marks the transcript as partial.